This is a messenger RNA of Brugia malayi, 1146 nucleotides long. RefSeq names its product cuticlin 1 precursor, putative. The transcript is spliced from 6 exons. NCBI's taxonomy places the organism in Eukaryota, Metazoa, Nematoda, Chromadorea, Rhabditida, Onchocercidae. The record is from RefSeq and is a predicted model, not a curated record. The coding region runs from base 1 to 1146 and encodes 381 amino acids.
AUGCUUCGUCUUACCGCUCUUUGUGCUACUCUUUUCGCGGUGUCAUAUGCAAUUCCUGUUGAUAACGGCGUCGAAGGUGAGCCGGAAAUUGAAUGUGGACCAACUUCAAUAACCAUCAAUUUCAAUACACGUAAUGCAUUCGAGGGACACGUUUACGUGAAAGGUCUUUACGAUCAAGAAGGCUGCCGUAACGAUGAGGGUGGACGUCAGGUCGCUGGAAUUUCACUUCCUUUUGAUUCCUGCAAUGUUGCUCGUACGCGGUCUUUGAAUCCACGAGGUAUCUUUGUAACGACCACUGUUGUAAUUUCCUUCCAUCCACUGUUCGUCACAAAAGUUGAUCGAGCAUACCGAGUGCAGUGCUUCUAUAUGGAAGCUGACAAAACGGUCAGCACCCAGAUUGAGGUGUCUGAAAUCACAACUGCUUUUCAAACUCAAAUUGUCCCCAUGCCUAUUUUGGAUGGUGGACCAACCGGACAGCCAAUUCAAUUUGCUACCAUUGGCCAACCAGUUUAUCACAAAUGGACCUGUGAUUCCGAAACCGUUGAUACCUUCUGCGCAGUUGUCCACUCCUGCUUUGUGGAUGAUGGCAACGGUGAUACGGUGGAAAUUCUGAAUGCAGAUGGUUGUGCUCUCGACAAAUACUUGCUGAACAAUUUGGAAUAUCCAACAGAUCUUAUGGCUGGUCAAGAAGCGCAUGUGUACAAAUACGCGGAUCGAUCACAACUUUUCUAUCAAUGCCAGAUCAGUAUUACCAUUAAAGAACCAAACAGUGAAUGUGCUCGACCACAGUGUUCAGAGCCGCAAGGAUUUGGAGCUGUUAAAACGGGCGGUGCCGCGGUUAAACCUGCAGCAGCUGCUCAACUCCGCUUGCUCAAGAAGAGGUCUGCGGAACCAGAGAACGUCGUCGACGUGAGGACUGAUAUUAGCGCCCUUGAAAUCAGCGAAGAUAAUCAAGCUCUACCAGUUGACUUACGUCAUCGUGCACGUUUGCAUCUCGGUGGACAACCAGUGGUACUCGCCGCAGUGCAAAACGGAAUUUGCAUGUCACCAUUUGGCUUCUCAAUGUUUAUGGGUUUGAGCAUUGCAUUGAUUGCUGCCGUCAUUGUCACCAUUUCCUUGAAAUUUCGUCCAAUGCAAAAAGCAUGA